AAGAAGGAAUUCGUGUAACCCUAAGGCCGCUGGCAGCGCUAUCCUUCCGAGCGGCUCCGGCUCCAAUCCAAUCCAAGCACAUCUCCCGGAGCCGGCGUCUUUGGGUGCUCGGUUCCAAUGGCGAGCUCGACUUGUUCCGAUGACAAGGUUGAUCCCCUGGUUCAGAAACACGCACCCGCCGGAAUCCCGGAGGCGCUUACGACGACGAAGAAGAAGAAGAAGAAGGUGUUGAUUGCGGUGCCAGAAUAUGAUGUGAGAAGUGUCCUCGCUUACAAGGAUGAACCCGUGGAUUUGGAGGUGCCCGACUACUUGAUCAGGGAAAACCCGAAACAGGCUGCGGUCAUGUUCAUGAUAAAGGCCAACCUGGCCAUGUACAACGAGCACACCAAGGCACGGAUGCUCGAGGAGCAGAGAGACUUUAAGCACCAACUAAAAACCAAGGGCAGAGUCACCUACGAGCUCGAGGUUGAUGAGGACGAUCCGAGAUUUAAAGAUGAAUGCACCACCAGCUCUGCUGGAGCAGGACGGAGGAGGCACCGCCCGGGCGUCAUGAAAAAGCAAGACGGACAGAUCAAGAGGCUAAAUUAAAUUAUUAUUUUAUUUGAUGCAAGUCGUAUCUUCUUGGGUUGUCAAGACAAGUCUUUAUCAAUAAUUACUCUAUUAGUAUGUGA
Hordeum vulgare subsp. vulgare (domesticated barley) is the source of this 671-nucleotide messenger RNA. RefSeq lists its product as uncharacterized. Bases 118 to 588 code for a protein of 156 amino acids. The transcript is spliced from 2 exons. NCBI's taxonomy places the organism in Eukaryota, Viridiplantae, Streptophyta, Magnoliopsida, Poales, Poaceae. The record is from RefSeq and is a predicted model, not a curated record.